Messenger RNA from Sclerotinia trifoliorum, 1843 nucleotides. The record is from the annotation of a GenBank genome assembly. NCBI's taxonomy places the organism in Eukaryota, Fungi, Ascomycota, Leotiomycetes, Helotiales, Sclerotiniaceae.
GUUGAGGACUUGCCCACGGCCCAGUAGAGUCAAUAAGACGCGUUUCAUGCCUUCGCAACGCGGCGAGUUUAUGAUAAUUCUUCACAACACAGUACUUACCAAGAUCAUCUAUUCACGUAUUUAAGGAACUGAAUCCAUUAACAGAUAUUCGGAAUUAAGUGGAUGACCUCAUAUACUAUCAAUACGACGGAACUUAGUGAAUACAGAUGCGGGAUAGAUGAGAGUUGAAAUCCAGAUCUCUUUAUUCAAGAAUCCGUCCUAUUCUCUUCCACCAUUUUAUUUCUUCACUUUUACAACAAAUUUCCUCCCCACCAUCCCGUCGUCCCCAAUAUUUAUCAUUCUAUGUUACCAUUCAUAACCUUCUAAGGUUACAUGGAAUACUCCUUUGUUAUGGGAAGAAGACCUUCACGCGUUAGUCGUCUUCCUGAAAGAUAUCGUGAUGGUAUUGGCGUAACCAAUCCAUGUACAUCGACGCCUACCACAUCAACCAUUCUUCUUCCUAUUGAACUUGAUCAAAGCGCAUGUACAAAUUCUUCAGUUGCCCGCUCACAUCACCAUAGUACCCCUUCGCCCAUUACCUCGGCCUGUUCUUCACCUAACGAUACGCCAACAAGUCCCACUUCGUCCACCAGAAGAGGCGGAAAAACCUGGAGAAAAGAAGUCGGAGCAACAUUGAAGCAAGUUGAACAAGCAGUAAAAAACCGGCCUCCCGUGGAAGGAGCAAAUUCGCCUCACAUGCAAGCAGCGCGUACUCCUCGUCGACCGGCUCGGCAGCCGGUCUACACAGCUGAGGAUGAGUACGACAUCACAUCCUCAGGAUAUGGACUGAACCAUACACCAGAGUGGGAUCAUACGGAUAUCGACAUUAUUGAUGAGUCGCACCCGAGGUGGUUUCCUGGUGUAAGUUUUUAGACUUAAUAUCUAUCAACUCCGCGCUAAAUUUGUGUGCGAUAUAGUGUGGUGUUUCCGCACCAACCUACGAAGAUCUCACCAAUGCUUGCAAGCUGAUAAUGGUUCAUGAGCUCACCAAGCAGAUGAGUUUCAAGUCGAUGAUCUCCUGGUUGCAGCUUAGUGAUACACAGCUGAUCGACUUCAUCAAAAUAUAUGAGAUCCAAUAUCAACGUAAUGUCGAGGAAGAGAGGUUGACAUUGACCGCGAUGAGUCAUUUGAGUGCGAUUAGGAAGGUGCGAGAAGUGAGGACUCAGGAUUGGGACAGGAUAUUGAAAGAGGAGGUAGACUCGAGGCUUGGAACGUCAUUGAUUGACAGUCCGAUUCCUUUGGAGGAUAUUGAUCAAACAAUUAGAUUCAUUCGAUUCUUCCCUGUUCAGGAGCAGUUACCUCGCGGCCUCGAAAUUGAUAAUGUUGAGGGCCUUACUUUUAUUCCACCUGAAGAUUACCCACCAUCUCAAGUCAUUAAAGAAGUCGUCGAAGCAAUGAGUCGCUACACCAAGCUUGGGGCUGAAUACGAGUGGGAUCUCGAUCAUGACAUUGGAUUGCGUCAGUACAUUGAGCAUGAGACCGAACUUGUAGGAGGUGUUGAUGGGAUUAUGCUCUCUGAUGAUGAGGGAGGUGAAGAGGUCGAAGAUCCAGCUCGGCGUACUAUCGGCCGCCCCAAGAAGAAAAAAGGCCGUCAGUUCGCUAAUAAGCCAGUACGAAAUAGGUCCGAUCUUUCGAAGUUGAAAUUACCAUCGAAGCUUCAACAAAUGGAGAGUGCUGAGGACGAUGAUGAGGUUGAACCUUGAGCAAGACUGUAGAUGACGGAAAGGGAAAGGGUCAGAAAAUUUAGAGUUUUAUUCUUUACUUACACAUUAGCAUUUAGCAGGUUAGUAGGUAAGCACCUAGC